Messenger RNA from Tupaia belangeri chinensis (Chinese tree shrew), 1060 nucleotides. RefSeq names its product DNA damage inducible transcript 4 like (gene DDIT4L). The record is from RefSeq and is a predicted model, not a curated record. The transcript has 3 exons. NCBI's taxonomy places the organism in Eukaryota, Metazoa, Chordata, Mammalia, Scandentia, Tupaiidae. The coding region runs from base 184 to 762 and encodes 192 amino acids. Gene Ontology annotation, biological process: negative regulation of signal transduction. Gene Ontology annotation, cellular component: cytoplasm.
AGAGCCGAGUGCCUGACGCUGCGGGCUCUGCAGGUUGCCGAGGUCCCAGGGGAGGGGCUCCUGCGGGGGUACCUGCCUCCGUUUACCCCAAAGCCUUGCUGGCGAGCGCGCCGACCCCCGCGAACUCCCCGCAGCGCCCCGGAAAGGCCGUUCUGCCCCGCGAGGGAAACAGAGCCGUUGACCAUGGUUGCAACUGGCAGUUUGAGCAGUAAGAACCCGGCCAGCAUUUCAGAGUUGCUGGACCGUGGCUGUCACCCGGGGAGCCUGCUGAGUGAUUUGGACUACUGGGAUUAUGUCGUGCCUGAGCCCAAUCUCAACGAGGUGAUAUUUGAGGAGUCCACUUGCCAGAAUUUGGUUAAGAUGCUGGAGAACUGUCUGUCUAAGUCCAAGCAAACCAAACUGGGUUGCUCCAAAGUGCUGGUCCCUGAGAAACUGACCCAGAGAAUCGCUCAAGACGUGCUGCGGCUUUCCUCCACGGAGCCCUGCGGCCUGCGUGGCUGCGUCAUACACGUGAACUUGGAGAUUGAAAACGGAUGUAAAAAGCUGGAUAGGAUUGUGUGCGACUCUAGCGUGGUACCCACCUUUGAGCUUACUCUUGUGUUUAAGCAGGAGAGCUGCUCAUGGACCAGCUUCCGGGACUUCUUUAGUAGAGGCCGCUUCUCAUCCGGCCUCAGGCGAACUCUGAUCCUCAGUUCCGGAUUUCGGCUUGUUAAGAAAAAACUUUAUUCAGUGAUUGGAACAACAGUCAUUGAAGAAUGCUAAAAGGAAAAAACAUUUUUAAAGUUCUUUUUUUCUUUUUUUCCCCCGAUUGGGUAAUAAAACUAUGCAGCGACCCAGUAAAAGUCCUAUGUAGUUUGCCCUGCAUGCCCUCAGCAAGAAACCCCGAAUUUAGUUCUUCUUGUCAUGUUUCACAUUUACAGCAACCCCAGUGGGAGGACUGAUUUCAUGGCUUUUGAUAAAUGACCCAAGAGACCACAUUUUCUGCAUAUAUACUUUUUUGGUUUUGGUUUUGUUUUUGCUAGAGGGUGCAUGUCCUUGCCAGAGAAAGAGAAAAGAAAAA